UAUGAUGAGGUUUUUAUUAUGGCCAGUGACCCCUUGGAAGGCUUUCAUGAAGUGAACCUUGCUUCACCUACUACACCAGAUCUUCUUGGAGUGAAGGAGCCAGGGACUCAGGAACAAACUACCUCACCUAGCGUCAUCUACAGACCGCAUCCUUCUGUCGUGUCCUCCACCGCGAUCCAGCCCAAUGCAUUAGACGUUUCUGACCUUCCCACACAACCUGUUUAUUCAUCUCCCAGGCAACUGAAUUGUGCAGAAGUAUCAGGUGUCAGCAUCAAUGUUACCGACGCAGUGCUUUGUUCUACCUCUGGACCCCAGGGUGGGUCCUUCAAUCACAGUAAUUCCAGAAAGGAGAGCAAUAACGUAGAGAGAGAGUUUUUGCAGGGUGCUACAGUAGCAGAUGUUGCUGAAGGAAAUGAAGAUAUUUUUGGGUUGAGUACAGACAGUUUAUCUCACUUACGGAGCCCAUCUGUACUGGAAAUAAGAGAAAAGGGCUAUGAACGAUUGAAAGAAGAACUUGCAAAGGCUCAGAGGGAGCUGAAGUUAAAAGAUGAAGAAUGUGAAAGGCUUUCUAAAGUGCGAGAUCAACUUGGACAGGAGUUGGAAGAACUUACAGCUAGUCUGUUUGAGGAAGCACACAAAAUGGUUAAAGAAGCUAAUGUCAAACAAGCUGCAGCUGAAAAACAGUUGAAAGAAGCACAAGGAAAAAUUGAUGUCCUCCAGGCUGAAGUAGCAGCAUUAAAAACACUGGUACUGUCCACUUCACCUACAUCUCCAACCAAGGAGUUUCAGUCUAGUGGAAAAACUCCUUUUAAGAAAGGCCAUGCAAGAAACAAGAGUACAAGCAGUGCUAUGGGUGGCAGUCAUCAGGACCUUACCAUGAUGCAGCCAAUUGUAAAGGACUGUAAAGAGGCUGAUCUGUCUUUGUACAAUGAAUUCAGGUCUUGGAAGGAUGAGCCUACUAUGGACAGAACCUGCCCUUUCUUGGACAAAAUUUAUCGGGAAGACAUUUUUCCAUGUUUAACCUUCUCCAAAAGUGAGUUGGCCUCAGCUGUUCUGGAAGCUGUUGAAAACAACACUCUGAGCAUUGAACCUGUUGGCUUGCAACCUGUUCGAUUUGUGAAAGCUUCUGCAGUCGAAUGUGGAGGACCAAAGAAGUGUGCUCUCAGUGGGCAGAGCAAGUCGUGCAAGCACAGAAUCAAACUCGGAGAUUCCAGCAGCUAUUACUACAUCUCUCCUUUCUGUCGUUACAGGAUCACUUCUGUGUGUAACUUCUUUACCUAUAUUCGAUACAUCCAACAAGGGCUGUUGAAGCAGCAAGAUGUGGAUCAGAUGUUCUGGGAAGUGAUGCAGCUGAGAAGAGAGAUGUCACUAGCAAAACUUGGCUAUUACAAGGAAGAGCUCUAA
Molecule: messenger RNA, 1404 nt
Organism: Indicator indicator
Lineage: Eukaryota; Metazoa; Chordata; Aves; Piciformes; Indicatoridae
Gene: RAB3IP
Product: RAB3A interacting protein
Exons: 10
Coding region: 19-1404 (461 amino acids)
Biological process (GO): exocytosis
Cellular component (GO): Golgi to plasma membrane transport vesicle
Molecular function (GO): guanyl-nucleotide exchange factor activity
Source: RefSeq, a predicted model, not a curated record